AGAACGCGCCGCGCAACCCCUCGCGACCCGCGAGACGGCGCUCGCGACCCACCGCUCCUCUGCCUCUUGCGACCCACUGCUCCUCCGCCAGCUCUUCUUCCCCGCCGCCGUCGCUCAUAGGUCCGCCGCCGGCUCCCCAACGCCGCCGCUCGUCCACCGCCCGUCAGCCCACUCCUCCCCCACCUCUUCGCCAGCCCCCGACCACUCUUCGCCGGCCCCGACUGUUCUUUGCCGGCCCAGACCAGAUCCUCGCCGGCCACAAACAGAUCCUCACCGGCAGCCACCAGAUCCUCGCCGACAGCCACCAGGCAAGGCACCAAGAUUGGACCAAGGUUUGCGGCAGCGGAGGUAGAGGGAUUGUUCUUGGCCGACUACUCUCUGAUUCAAGGAAAUGGAUGCUGCUGGGGGCCAUAUUCAAUGGACCAAUGCAAUGUCAACAUUUGUGCUGACCUACUUGUCUGAUCUAGUGAGGAAUGGCAAUCGCACCAACUUUGUGUGCAAGCAAGUCCACCUUAAUGGUUGUGCUAAGGCUUUAAAUGGGAGUUUGGGUUGUCAAGUUUCUGGUACCCAAGUUAGUAACCAUCUGAGGAAGUGGAAAAAACUUUAUAAAAAGAUGAAGAGGCUCCAGAAUAUCAGUGCUGCUCUUUGGGAUGAAGAUACUUGCACAAUUACUCUUGAUGCAGGUCACUACCAAGAAUACAUCAAGGAUCAUAAGGAUGAUGCCAACUUCCUAAACACACCAUUGGAGCACUACCGAGAGAUGGAAACAAUUUUUGACAAUGCUAUGGCUACUGGAAAGUAUGCCAAGGGAAGCAAUGAAGCUCUUGGAACAGAUUUCAUUGAUUUGGAAAAGGUGGAGGCAAGUAAUGGAGCUGCAAAUGAACAAGGAUGUGCUAGUGAAGCUCCCACGGAAUCGUGCAACAACGGUGAAGCCACAACGUCAAGCAAUAUUGGUGGUCAGUCUUCAGCUAGUAAACUACCAGCAGCAAGGAGGGCUAGGAUAGGUGCUGAUGACGGUGGACAAUCUUCAACCAGUCAGCCACCAACAAGGAGGGCAAGGAUAAGUGGUGAUGAUGAUUUGGGAUAUAUGUUGCUCAGUGGCCUUGAAAAACUCUCAGAUGCUAUUGUGCAAACGGCUACUGCUUCUGUAGACAGUGAGCUCCCAAAAGACCUGUAUGACAAUCUGAUGGUUGUCCCCGGAUUCGAUGAAGCCUACUUGGUCCACUACUAUGCUUACUUAUGUGACCAUUCUUCAGUAGCAAGGGUGUUCAACAGGUUGUCGGGUGUCAAACAAAAUGGUUAUGGUGACACCCCAGUUGCAAUAUUGGUGAAGGUGACAUUUGUCUGGCAGAAGUUGUUCAUGAAUCUUGCGAACUCGACUGCUCUUAUGCUGAGUGCUGUCAUCGAAUGCCAAGCUAGUUAG
Setaria italica (foxtail millet) is the source of this 1423-nucleotide messenger RNA. RefSeq lists its product as uncharacterized. NCBI's taxonomy places the organism in Eukaryota, Viridiplantae, Streptophyta, Magnoliopsida, Poales, Poaceae. The record is from RefSeq and is a predicted model, not a curated record. The coding region runs from base 392 to 1423 and encodes 343 amino acids. The transcript has 6 exons.